Messenger RNA from Cervus elaphus (red deer), 2027 nucleotides. Its product is annotated as ubiquitin carboxyl-terminal hydrolase 26-like. Gene Ontology annotation, molecular function: cysteine-type deubiquitinase activity. Gene Ontology annotation, biological process: protein deubiquitination. NCBI's taxonomy places the organism in Eukaryota, Metazoa, Chordata, Mammalia, Artiodactyla, Cervidae. The transcript has a single exon. The record is from RefSeq and is a predicted model, not a curated record. The coding region runs from base 1 to 918 and encodes 305 amino acids.
AUGGCCUUGGAAUUCAUGGGUUCUUUGCCUUCACACAUUGUACCAGAUGAAGAGUCCGAACCACAAAAAGAUGAUGUUCAUCAUGAAGGUUCAAGAGAAGAAGAGAAACAAAAAGACCACGGAAAAUACUCUGUAGUAAAGAUACUAGAUUCCGCAUGGGCAGACUCAGAAGAUGCAAUAAUCAUUGCAAGAGAGCUGUUAGCUAUGGCCUUAAUGAUGAAUAUGGAAGAUGGCUCAUUUCCUCUGAGAGAUAUAACCAUCAGCAACCCAGAUAUAUGUCAGAAAGUGCCUGAAAAUCCAAAACUACUGGACGAGAGAAUCAAUAUCUUUGCAGAUUUUCAGGCUGUGGCUAAGACCACCAAAGAUAACGAUGAGAAAGCCCAAAUUUCAGAAGAACUUUCCUCAGUGGCUGAACAGACCCCAGAUGAAGAAAGGAUGAAAAUCUAUGAACAAGCCCUUUGGCUGGCACUGCUUCAAAGCUUUCCAAAGCCAAAGAUUCGAAAGCAAAAGUGCACAGAGAAACUCAGAUCAAAGGAAUCAGGCGUCCAGGGAACCAAGGUGAACUCCCCAGGUGCAUCGGGUCACAAAAAAAAGUCUGGAAAAAAGGGCUCUUUAAGUAGAGAGAAGAGAGAAACUGCAUCCAAGAAACCAAAAGGAGAAGCUGAGAUGGAAGAUCCUCAGGCCUACCGGCUCAUUGGUGUUCUCAGCCAUCUUGGGAAGAGCCUAAAUUCAGGCCAUUAUAUCUGUGAUGCCUUCGACUUUGUGAGGCAGGAGUGGUUCACUUUCAAUGAUUUGCAGGUGUCAAAUAUCGAAGAGGCCACAAUGCAAAAAGCUAGACUUUCCUCCGGGUAUGUUUUCUUUUACAUGCAUAAUGAGAUCUUUGAAGAGCUGUUGGAAAGGGAGAGCUCCCCACCUUAAAGCACAGAGGCAGGGAAGACCUCUCAAGAGUAGGAAGAAAUACAGACUUAAAUUGCACAAAUCUGCUUGACUGCCUCUCUGGCUAUGACUUUCUCCAUGGAAGGAAAACUUUCAACUCUAGCCAAGCACAAAGGAGCAACUAGCAUCCGGGACCAAAGUUCAAGCAGAAACACUUACUUGAAAAUAAAUCUUUGUUCUAACCCUGAUAGAGAUACCUUAGCCCACGGUUCUGGCUGAUAAAUAUUCAUCUCCCCUACUAGACUAGAACUGUGCUUUCCAUAUUCUACUAAUGCAGUGAAUUUUGAGUGUGGUCCUCAAACCAGUACUAUAAGGAACAUGGAAGGACUUGUGAGAGAUGCGGUUUCUUGAUUCCACCAUGGACCCACUAAUUCCAAAACUGAGGAGAGAGGCGGCAGUUUGAUGGCGAGCUUCCAGAAAGUUGGAGAAUCACUACCAUAGUGUGUAGAGUAUCUUGGUGUAUUUUCCUGUUGUAUAUUUGAAUUGUUUAUAUUUUGUAAAGGAGUUUGAUCACCUUUUUUCUUAUAUUCAUUCAUACCUUUCCUUUGUAAGUGUAUUAAUAUUAACAUCAAAAGACACAGAAUUACUCUUCUGCUGAUCAGAUUCAGCAGUUUGAUGGGAAAAAGCAGUUUCUGUAGUUCUGGCGAAACUAAUGAAAAAACUAGUUGCUGAAGUCCUGGCAAUAAAACAAUAGUUGCUAGGGUCCUGGCAAUAAAUUCUAAAUGAAGCCUGUAGUUUAUGCAUCCUCUUGGGCGUACAUAGAUGAGACUGAACACCCUAUCAAGUCUACAGAUUGUUUGCUUAACUUUUCCUUAAUGCCAAAAGGGCUAUAUACCGUCAAGCUUAAACCCUGAGAAUGGAGAAGUUGAUUUGCCCGCAAGAAAUUCAACACGUUUUCCUGUUUGUCUGCUGGCACAGUGUUCUUGGUUAUCUCAGACCACCAUGCCAUUUUCUUCAGAGGGACACUUGCACUGCCUAAAAGGAAUAUUUGUGACCAGAACUUUACCUGAAGUCUUGACCAAGCUUCACUCAACUUUAUAAGACUAAUUCCAGAUUUCUUUUACUUACUUUAUAGUAUGGUGGCCUUAUUC